UACGCUGCGUGCGACACGUGGUCAAGACUCCUGACACGCGCGGUGCCGCCCGUGCGCGCGAUCGCAGGCUGCGCGUGCGCCCACGUCCUCGCGGCAGCGGCGGCCGCCACCACCACCGCCAGCUGCUGCUGCCGCUCGCUACUGCCGAGCGGCACGGCCUGGCCCUGCGACUGCUCCUCCUCCUCCAGGCUUCAGAGGUCUGAGGUCAACAAAGGCAACGCUGGCGGUGGGCGGCCAGUGGCGGCGCGGCAGCUCUACCGCGGCAGUCCCUCCCGCGGGAAGGAGAACCGCGCCGACGCUCUGGUCCACGGAUCGCGCGUCGAGGAGAUCCGUGCGCCAGAGGUGCAGCAGCAGCAGCGCCCUGCGCCGGGCUGGGCUGCCGGGAUGAAGAGCGAUCCCCCACCAUGCGCCCACGGUGCCGCCGCCACCGCCGAGGCCUCGGUGGGCGCGCCUCAGCUGGUGGUGACGCCGCUCAACACCAGGCGGCUGCAGCCGUACCGUCUCGCCACCAGCAGGGCCGAGGUGAGCAUUACCUGCACAGGGGAAGUCUGCAUGCAGUUUCUGAAGAGGAAGGAGCAAAGCGCGUGCGUUUACGAAAUACAUUGGAUUUCGCCGGAUGGGAGACAGGUGUGGAUUUGCCAGCCGCCCGAUGGGACGUCACUGGCGGAGGAGCCACUUUGCAGCCGCGACUCGGCCGUCAGCUACAGCCUGGACAAGCUGCCAGGGCGCUACUGGCGCAAGUACUGCUACGCGUCGCGAUUCGUGGCUCUGGUGCGCUCCAAGACGCCCAAGGUGACGCUGAGCUCGGACGACGCGCGCUUCUCGCUCAUGGACAACGGCCCCCCCGGCGAUCUGGAAGCGCGCUUCCACGACGGGGUCAAGGUUCUCAUCACGAACGGCUUCGUGAGCGUGACGGAGGCGUCCGGGCUCACCCGCACCUUCCAGUCUCCCUGCGACGCAUCCCAGCCGGACGGUGGUGGUGGCGGCGGCGGCGCCACGGGCGCCUACGUCCGGCGGUCCCUGCAGGCGUGGCAGCAGUGCCUGCAGCUCGAGGAAAUAAUCUCCCUGCAGGAGCAGAGCAGCGGCUCGGGCGCCAGCUUCUUCCCUGCGUCCGUCAGCCGGCCAUCUGUGGUGAACACCGAGCUGCAGUCCAAACCAGCGUUGGAUGGGAAUGCCCUGGAAUUGGGAUUGGCCCAAGCGAAUAUAUAAUAUUGCCUGCAUUGUGGGCAAGUGGCUCACUUGAGCUACAGUUAUUUUCCGUUCAGUCAAUGGUCUGAUUUUAACCCUUUCCAUUCCGAUGACGUACAUGCAUGUCAUUGAAAACUGAUGACGUAUGUGUACGUCAUCAGUUUUCCUUCAGAUUUGGAAGAAAAUCUAAAAUAAGAUAAUUUUAUCGGUGACGAAGCUCCCACAAGGCCGUGCGGGAGAGCGUGUGGCACAGUUUGGCGCCAGCUAUCAUAGAGUGCGGUCGUGUGGCUACGGUUCUCUGCGGUGAGUAAGAUGUCUUUAAAAACAAUGGCACUACUAUUACGCCUCUCUAAGUAAAAUCAGCGCUGAACCGCUCGCGCAUUCCGACAUUCGGUGGUGAACGGGACACCACCCACCCUGCAACUUACAGACGUCUCGGAACGGGGAAAGGGAUGAACUUACGGUUGCUGUCCAGUAAUUUUGAAGGGAGCAUUCAUUACCAAAAGCACCCCUCUCUGCCGCGAAGUGCACAUUAGCAAUCACAUGGUAGGCAAAUGCACUAAUUAGAGCCGGGCGUCCUGGUGGGCCGGCGUAGGCCGUUUCUUUCGCUAUUGUCGGAUGUAAACGAUUUGCGGCAAUGGAAACUGAGUGCGUUGAUGAAAAUAAAUAUUCAUGUGCACGUCACAUAGGGGUCACAGCACAUUGAAGGAGUUCAUCUAACAAUAGAGUCACCUUGCCUAUGCAUUGCUUGAGUGUACGAGAAUACGCCAAAGAUAUUUUUAGAAAUUACAAUCAUGGGUGAUGUGAAGGGCUUUGGUGUAGUCUUUUAAAAGUUAACUCUGUGCAUUCUCGUAAAAAAAACUUUUUUCCUUAAAUGUCUGAGGUCGACGAACCAAUACAGUGCAUUAUAGCCUUGUAUCGGACAUUACCGUUCCAUUUUUCAGUCGGAUCAGAAGCUUGCACACAGAUGAAUAUUUUGCAGGCGUUUAACAAACUUAAUAACUAGCAAUUGUGUCUCAUAGCAUAAUCAAUACUAGCAAUUAUGUUUUUAUAAAAUAAUCGCUGUUAUUAAGUUUGUUUGUGUCUUUUAUUUUUAAAGCGGAAUCCUUUGAUGAUGUCGUCUGGCGGCCGAGUUGCCCCUUUUUAAAGAGCUUCUUAGCUCUACGGGCUUUACUCGGUGGGAAAUACACUUCUUCUGAUUCUAAAAUGAGGUGUAACCAAACAGAUGUUAGUAAACAAACGUGAGUGAUCAUGAAAUGAAAAGGCAAUAUCGCCCGAAAUCCCACAAAGUGCCUUAAUGAUGAGGGAGAAAUUAAACGCUCACGCACGGUGCUUUAAUUUGAUGAAAUAUUUGCUGACGCAGCAACAAUUACAAUUCCCAUAUGUACACGAUGACGUUUGAGUCCUGUACGAACAGCACUAAAGCAUAGAGGAAUGCAUAGAGAAGUGUAUGCAGAUGCGGCUAUGUACGGCGCAAAAGAAGUUCAAACAUACAUAGAUCCAUACAGGUGAAUAGUUGAAAAGGUUGGAUUUGUAUGUGUGUACAGUGAGGGGAAAAAAGUAUUUGAUCCCCUGCUGAUUUUGUACGUUUGCCCACUGACAAAGAGAUCAGUUUAUAAUUUUAAUGGUAGGUUUAUUUCAACAAUG
This is a messenger RNA of Petromyzon marinus (sea lamprey), 2835 nucleotides long. NCBI's taxonomy places the organism in Eukaryota, Metazoa, Chordata, Hyperoartia, Petromyzontiformes, Petromyzontidae. The record is from RefSeq and is a predicted model, not a curated record.